Cavenderia fasciculata is the source of this 2196-nucleotide messenger RNA. RefSeq lists its product as uncharacterized. NCBI's taxonomy places the organism in Eukaryota, Evosea, Eumycetozoa, Acytosteliales, Cavenderiaceae. Gene Ontology annotation, biological process: mitochondrial tRNA 3'-end processing. Bases 1 to 2196 code for a protein of 731 amino acids. The transcript is spliced from 4 exons. The record is from RefSeq and is a predicted model, not a curated record. Gene Ontology annotation, molecular function: 3'-tRNA processing endoribonuclease activity. Gene Ontology annotation, cellular component: mitochondrion.
AUGCCUACAUCAUAUUUAGAUAUCUCUGGUGAUAAUGACGAUUAUGCACCAUCAAUCUAUACAUUCUUUGACAAGGAAAGAUACUUUUUCGAUUCACCUGAAGGUUGUCAAAGAGUGAUCAAAGAGAGAACAAGUAUCAAACUUAGUAAAAUUGGAGGCAUCUUUAUCACUAAUCUCUCUUGGGACACUAUAGGUGGCCUGUUUGGCAUUCUCUACAUUUUGGCUGGUAUCGAUACCGUCAAAGAUGUCAAUGUAUAUGGACCUAGAGGAUUAUAUAACAUCUUUUAUCAUGCAAGACAAUUCUUUAAUGUAUCAAUGAAAACAAAUAUAUUUGAAAUGAAUGAUCGUAAUUGUGAGGAGUUACCAGAAUGUACUUCAUCGAUGAAUGUUACAAGUAUACCGAUUUGGAGUAAAAAGGAUCAGGUAAAUGAUGGUGGGCCUACCAUUCAAGAGGCAUUUGAAAAACGUGUCUAUCACAAUUUUAUCAAUCCAGAGGAAUGGUUAAAGAUGAUGAAUGAAGGUGCCCCAUUGGACGUGUUGUAUAAACACGUUGUCAAACCAUCAACAGUGGAAACUGAUCGUAGUUCUGUCAUUUGUUAUCUUGGAAAGACCAAACCUUCACCUGGUAGAUUCUACCCCGAAAAGGCUGUUGCCCUAGGUAUUCCUCGAGGUGCCAUGUUUCAAAAGUUAAUUGCUGGUGAAUCAAUUGUCUCACCCAAAACAAAUGAAUUGGUUCAUCCUCAUCAAGUUUCUGAUCCUACAGUUCCCGGUUCCAAAUUCUUAAUUGUUAAAUGUCCAUCAAUUGAAUAUUUUGUUAGUUUAUUUAAUCAAUCUGUUAUUGUUGAAUAUCAAAACAAUCAAACUGAACCAAUCAACAUUGUUGUACAUUUAACGCCAGCAUCUGUGAUUCAACACGAAGAAUAUCAAGCAUUUAUGAACAAGUUUGGUAAUACCACCAAACACAUUAUUGCAAACAGAGAUAAUUGUCCAAUGGCACAAUCCUAUUAUAUUCCCGAAAAGGAUAUUACCAAGUUUUCUCAUUUCUUCCCAACCAUGUUCCCAGGACAAUGGGUCACCAAUGAACCAACCUUGUUGCCAGUGUCUGUCCAAAACGACAAUGUAGUCGUUUGCAAAAAGGUGACUCGAGGAACCAUCAUGCCUGCUCAAUCGGUUGGAAAGGUUGAAGUGGUUGAAAUGCAUGAAGGAUUGGCAGAGGAUGCUGAAAGCAAGUUUUACGACUUUUUAUACGCACACCCAAAGGCAAUUGAAUUGCGUACAAAGACUCUUGCUCUCUGUCAACAGUUGGAGGAAACAAGAGACGAGCAAUCAAAUGUGUAUCCGAGAGUUUUGUUUACUGGCACUGGCGCUGCAAAGCCAACAAAAAAUCGUGGCGUCACUGGUCAUCUAAUUGAAACUAAAAAGGAUUGCUUUAUGAUUAUGGAUGGUGGUGAAGGUACGUUGGCCCAAAUCACAAGAUUCUAUGGUCGUGAGCAAGUCAAGGAUAUUUUGUUCAAUCUUCGUUUAAUUUGGGUAUCCCAUAUGCACGCCGAUCAUCAUUUGGGUAUUCCUUCUAUUCUAGAAAAGAGAGAAAAGUUGGCAAAGGAAUGCAAGGUCGAUAAUUUACCAAAGGUUCUUGUCGUUGGUCCUAAAGAUUUCCAACUUUGGAUUACAUCUUUAAAUACCAUCAUUCCAAUCGACCAUUUAUCAUUUGCUUAUGAUGAAUCAAAUGAUAUCAUUUCUCAAUACUACCAAUAUUUGGGUAUUAAAUCAUUAUCAAAUGUUCAAGUAGAUCAUUGUCCCGAUGCUAAAGGUGUUGUUAUUGAAUUGGUAAAUGGUUUUAAAUUAAGUUUCUCUGGAGAUACUAGACCAUGUGAACAAUUCAUCAAUGCAGGAAGAGAUUCAGAUUUGAUGAUUCAUGAAGCAACAUUUGAAGAUGACAAGGUAGAAGAUUCGAUUGAAAAGAAACAUUCAACCAUUGGAGAAGCUUUAACUGUUGGUAAACGAAUGAAUGCCAAAUGGUCCAUCCUCACCCAUUUCUCUGGAAAGACUAAAACAUCCGUAUCGAUUGAUACUAGUGCUGUUGGAGAAAACUUUGGUAUGGCAUUUGAUUUCCUUAAUAUCUCUCCCUAUCAAUACCCAUUGUUGAAAUAUCUUAAUGAAUUACAAGAACUUCAACAAGAAUUACAAAAUAAAUAA